AGUUUGGUGUUUCAUUGCAUUGACAAAUUUCCUGUAGAUGGGAUCUUCCAAGGCAUCGAUCCUACAUAUUGAAAAGAGUUCUUUGGGAAACUGCAUUUGCAGGCACUCUUAUCCUAUAGCUGAUACAGGAAGUAGGUGAAUUUGGUCUAGGUGGUGGAGUUCGAUUUAACAAAUCAUGCCAGAAAGUCAGAUGAAUUUCAGGGAAGAAACUAAAUAUUGGGUUAAGAAAGGAUCAACAUGUAAUUUGGUGGGGAGAGAUGCAACCAUUCUAGAGAAGAAAUCCUUGAAUGAGCAGAAUCCUUUUUCAGGUGAUGGGUUGUUACCCAACCCCUAUGUUUCUUUCUCAAAAAACAUUUGUACUGCUCAUGGAAUCGACAAGCCUGAAAAUAAGGAGAUAAUGUGUCAAAGAAUCCAAGGCGAAGUAUUCGUUGAAUCUUCUCAAUGUGCUGCUACGAAAAGGUUUAAUAACAGCCUCUUUCAAAAUUUGUCUUGGUCAAACCAAGUGGGGAAUUGGGAAACAGAGGUCUUCAAGCAUUCAGAAAUAAAGCCUAAUCAUUCAUUUAUCCACAAGAACUUUAAUUGCAAGAAAGAACCUGAGACCUGGGAAGAAGAUUUCACUCGGCUUCGUAAAAGGCAUAGCCUUUGUGAAGAAUCAAUACCGGUUCCCUUUGACCUGCAUCAUUGUAAGAAUGCUGAUGAAGCACUAAAGGUGAAAUACAACAACCAGCAUGUUGCAACUCACAGCUCCAACUGCUUCCAUGCAUAUCCCGUUUCUUCUGUUCCUGAUCAGCAAAAUGCCCAUUGCGAAACAAAAGUAUGGGUUCCGGGCCAAGGUAGAUUCCAGCCAUGUAGCGGGAUGAAGAUACAAAGGACGAGCCAUGUGUUAGGUAGGUCCUUUUGUGGUUCUGUCGGCAGUCAGCCAUUCUCUGGUUAUCAAGUUCAUCAGGAGCAUAACCUCAUGAAAGCAAAGAAGUGGAUUCCUGUUUGUAGGAAAGAGAGGACCGGGUUCGCUGGUUUCUGCAAUGUCAUUAAUGAUCCCUUGCCCUUUCAUGCUUCUGACAAUAGUAAAUCAGUCCCUGGUUCUGGAGUUUACAAGAAGUAUAAAUUCAGGAAAAAGACCAAUUCUGAAACAAAAGCAAAGAAGUGGGUUCCUGUUCAGGUGGUGGAAAGGACUGGUGAUGUUUGCAAUGUCUUUAGUGAUACUUCGCCGUCUUCAUGUGGAGAGAUGAAUUAUACAAAUUUGAAAGGAAAUGUAACUCCUAUUUCUGGUUCUACUACUUCUAGUGCUACUACAACCAAUGACCUCAUAGCCACCCCAGCAACCAAAAUGACUUCAAACGAAAAUGAAACCUCAACAUUAAAAAAUGAGGGUGCCAUAUCAGAAGUUCAUGCUUCUGAAAGCACCAAUGGAAGCAUGAUAUAUUUUGAAGAACCAAAAGGUACGCCCCAGUCAAUUAUUGACUCACAAGUUGCAGUAGAAGCUUUGACUGCUGCUUACAGACUGCAAUUGGAAUCAGAGAAAGCUCAGAUUGAAAUGGGCCAACCUCUUGCUGAGUUUGAAAGAUUCAUCCAUUCUGCUUCUCCAGCUAUUUCUUUUUCACAUAGUUGUUCAAAAUGUGGAGUUUGCUCAGUUAGUCAGCUGUCCUCUAGUUUCCUGUGUAAGCAUCAGAUGCCUAGUAUAUCACUUCGUGCUGUUUGGAACUGGUAUCAGAAGCCUGGAAAUUAUGGAUUGGAAAUCAAGGCAGUAGAUUAUAAUAACCAAAAGGGGAGACCAACGGAAAUGACAUCAUUUCAAGCUCAUUUUAUUCCCUUCCUUUCUGCUAUUCAACUGUUUGGCUAUGUAAGGCCAGAGAAACAAGAAGUUGAUUUAAAUUCCUCUUCUCUAGAAACAUUGCUUGUCAAACAUUCUCCAGGAGCAAUUCAACCUGGUUAUUUUUGGGUGGGAAAUAAAACAUCAGAUAAAAAUCUUGAUUCUAUUGAGGAAGUUUGCAUCUCAAAUAAUGCAUCAUCAUGUAAGACAGGAGACUCUCAGGGCUUCCUUUCUUCACUUGACUGCCUGGGUGAUUCUGAACUAAUGUUCGAAUUUUUUGAAUCUGAGCUGCCUCAUAAGCGAAAGCCUCUUCAUAUUAAAAUUGCUGAACUUGUUAACACUGGAACUUCCAAUCUAGUAUUUGGUGACUCUUCAAAACUAGAGUCUGUGGAUCUGCAUGAUCUACACCCUGCAUCUUGGUACUCAGUCGCUUGGUAUCCUAUAUAUCGGAUCCCAGAAGGAAAUUUCCAUGCAUCAUUCUUGACUUACCAUUCACUAGGACAUUUGGUUCAGAGAUGUAUUCCUACUGAUUCUCUUCAAAACAAGGCUACUUGUAUUGUUGCCCCUGUACUAGGACUGGAAAGCUACAACACACAGGGUGAAUGCUGGUUUGAUCUGGGAAUACCCGACAAAACUUCUUUGGAAGAAUUUUCACAAUGUAAGACUUCUGAAAUUAUUGUGAAGCGACUCAGAACUCUGGAAGCCAAUGCCUUUAGUUUUGCCAGAGGUUGUGUUUGCAAAAACAAUGUUAAGGUGUUUAAUCAGCAGCCAGAUUAUGAAUUUUUUAUCUCCCGGAAACACUGAGGUUGCUCCAUUCUAUAUUCUCCAAAAAGGCCAUUGCACCAAGUUGUUGCAGAUUUUAGGAUCUUUGUUUAGACUGUGAAGUUUUUUAAGAGAGAUUAAAAAUAUGGAGGGAAGAGAAAGAGGAUAUGUUCUAACCAGUAGUGCAGGCUCUACACUAUAAGCUUUUCUUUGUCAUAGAAAACAGAAUGAUCUCUUCAAUUUUAGAUUCGGCUGAAUUUGUUACUUGCAUCACAGCUCCCUCUGAUAGGACUUCUUUAUGAUGAUGUAAAUAAAGAUUCUCACAAAAUUGUGGUGGUUAUCGUAAAAUGUAGUUUCCUUUCCCUAGUUUUGCAUUGUGUGUAUAUGCAUACAUUCAACUACAGCAUUCAAUAUGAGAACGAUUUUGUAA
Theobroma cacao (cacao) is the source of this 3002-nucleotide messenger RNA. RefSeq lists its product as uncharacterized. Lineage: Eukaryota; Viridiplantae; Streptophyta; Magnoliopsida; Malvales; Malvaceae. The record is from RefSeq and is a predicted model, not a curated record.